Neolamprologus brichardi is the source of this 1183-nucleotide messenger RNA. The record is from RefSeq and is a predicted model, not a curated record. Lineage: Eukaryota; Metazoa; Chordata; Actinopteri; Cichliformes; Cichlidae.
UUUCGAAAGUUGUUUUGUUCUGUCUGUUGAAUGCCUGGCGGUCACACCGCCGAGCAGCUGCGCUGGAAAGCACCUGAAGUGAUUCCCGUUGCACACAGCCUCCACUGCGGCCAUGACGCUUUGAUACACACCUGACGGAAGCAGCAGCAGGUAAGAGCAGAGCAUAGACAUGGCCAUUGCACACGUGGCUACAGAGUACGUGUUCAGCGACUUUCUGCUGAAGGACCCGAACCAGGCUCGAUACCGCAACGUUCGAACGGAGCUCGCCGUGGACAAGAUCGUGACCUGCGUGGCCGUGGGCCUUCCCCUCCUCCUCAUCUCUCUGGCCUUCGCUCAGGAGGUCUCAGUCGGUACUCAGAUCAGCUGCUUUGCUCCGACUAACUUCUCAUGGAGGCAGGCAGCUUAUGUGGACUCCUUCUGCUGGGCGGCCGUGCACACACAGGCUCUACCUCUGUGGCUGCACAAGUUCUUUCCUUACAUCCUGCUGCUGGUGGCCGUGCUCAUGUACGCCCCGGCGUUGUUCUGGAGAUUUUGCGCUGCGCCGCUCCUGCAGUCUGACCUCGCCUUCAUCAUGGAGGAGCUGGACCGCUGUUAUAACCGCGCCGUCACUCUGGCCAAACGGAUGGCGACAGCGGAGCAGCCGUCCGCUGACAGCGAUCCCACCGAGGGCUGCUUCAAUUACCCAAUGGUGGAGAAGUUCUUGAUGACCAAGCGCUGCUCUCGAAAGCUGAUCAUUUACUACCUCCUGUGCCGCGUUCUGACUCUGCUCACCCUGCUCUGCGCCUGCGUCUGCCUGGGCUACUACCUCCGCCUGGCCUCCACUACAGACGACUUCGGCUGCAAGCUGCGUGUCGGCCUGCUCGAGUCGGACACCAGCGUCCCCGACAGGGUGCAGUGUAAGCUCAUCGCCGUGGGAGUCUUCUCCUUGCUGAGCUUCGUAAACUUGAUCGUCUUCGCCACGUUGAUUCCAGUUGUGAUCUACGCCAGUCUGCGUCCCCUCUACUGCUAUGACCACGCCCACUUCCUUGAAACCUACCAAUCACUGCCCACUGUGAGCGUCCUGCCCAAACCCGGUGGCCAAUGUGACGAUCUCUCGCUCUACAUACUCCUACUGGAGGAGAACAUCAGUGAACUGAAAUCCUACAAAUAUAUGAAGGUGUGUAUUUUAAAGCAUCAGAAAUGA